GAAUAGAUUGUAUAAGACAUGAAUCUCAACAAAGCAAAGUCGGUUUAAACUCUGCAUCACCAGUAUAAAAGCCGUAAAGCCCCACCAUACUUGCGUCCCGCCCCGCAAUUUGUUGCCCGUUACACCUGUCAAUCUGCACAAGUAAACACUAUACACACAAGGAAACAACAACUAUGCGAUUGCACAUGCGCAACUAAAGCCAAUUACUCCAUCUUUUUAGAGCUUAGCUCAGACUUUGCGCAUUCCUCUUCCUCUACUCACUCUUCAACUAUCAACCUGAAAUAACCACCGCGCCCAAUGGCGACCACAACAACCUCAACCAACGCGGCCACAUACGGGGACUGCGUAGCCGCGCUUCGCACCUCGCUCUCCUUCCUCGAAUCCUCCGUCUCUACCCUCGGCACCGGCGUCGCAGACUACCCUCGCCUCGUCACCGUGCUCAAGAGCGUCCGCCACUACGAACUAAUCCCCCAACCCGCCCUCGUCGCCGCCGAGGCCUCUCUCCGCGACGAAAUCGGCCCCGCCAUAACAACCCUCCUCGACCGCGCCGACGCGCACAUCGAGCGCGCGGAGCGGCGCAUCGAGGCUUUACGGGCGCGGUCGGAGCUGCAGCAGGGGCGCAUGCAUUCUACUUCCUCCAACUCCAACCCAACACCUACCUCCUCCACCGCCCGCAACAAAGGCAAAGGAGGCGCCGCAAGACGAAGAACCGAAACCGAGGGCAAGCUCAAGGCGCGGCAGAAGGAGGCCCUGCAGUACAGCGUCGAGCGCCUGGAGCUCGAGGUCUUGCAGAAGGAGCGCGAGCUGCGGAAGAGGCUGGAUGCGGCUACUUGAGGGAGGGGGUUUGUGCCCCACGGUGUAAUGAAGUAAUAUGGCGAGAUGGAUAUAUAUACCUGUACUACGAGGAGGUAGCACUACGGUCCCGUUUAAAAGGGGCGAAGUUGUAUCCACGCACGAAAGAGCCGCGAGAUACUAAGGGUGGGUAUGAAUCCUUAUAACUACUCCUAAACUUCGGCAUACUCUAGAUACCUCAGGCUAGGACGGGAAGGUAAAUCACGGCGCGCGGCACCUAUCCGCUAUGACGGUUCUCCGCGACUGUGGGGAGAUUGGUUGGCCUUCUGUGUCAGACUGCUUGUACUAGCUAUUAUGUAGCAGUAAAGACGUUGACGACUUAUAAAGAGCUACAGUCAUAUAAGGGAAGCGAAGAGAUAGGAAAUGCCCAGAAAUAGAUAUUAUCUGAGGAAGACGUGGAGGAAGGUAUUAGGACUGGUACGCUCGUCAAGGAAGAAUAUCAUAAGUUGCUGGGGAAUUAUGUAGUUUGACCUAACCUAAUAAAAAAACUACGCCUUUUGACCGCUCCUCAUCACGGUCUAAGC
Daldinia vernicosa is the source of this 1376-nucleotide messenger RNA. RefSeq names its product DASH complex subunit Spc19. Gene Ontology annotation, cellular component: spindle microtubule; DASH complex. The record is from RefSeq and is a predicted model, not a curated record. Bases 298 to 834 code for a protein of 178 amino acids. The transcript is spliced from 2 exons. Gene Ontology annotation, biological process: attachment of spindle microtubules to kinetochore. Lineage: Eukaryota; Fungi; Ascomycota; Sordariomycetes; Xylariales; Hypoxylaceae.